UCCGAAUUAUCUCCAGGAAGUUGGAGGAGCAAUGGCGGAUCCAGCUGUCAACCCAUGGUCCAAGCCCAACCCGCGCCCACCGCCGCCGCGAUCUACCUCCCUCCCGCCCACGAAAUCCCAAAUCGAAGCCGCCGGCAAAUCCACCUCCUCCGCCUCCCGCCGAGGCGUCUGCCGCUCCUGCUGCCUCUGCUCCGUCACUCUGCUCGCUCUCCUCAUCCUCCUCGCCGCCACCGUAGUCGGCAUCUUCUACGCGGUCUAUCGCCCCCACCGCCCCGCCUUCUCCAUCGCCUCCCUUCGCGUCGCCGCCCUCAACAUCUCCGCCGCGGGACAGCUGAUCGCCUCCCGGAUCGACGUCAAUGUCACCGUCCGCAACCCCAACAAGAAGCUCGUCUUCCUCUACGACCCCAUCUCCUUCUCCGUCGUCGCCGCCUCCGGCAGCGGCGUCGACGUAGGCGACGGCUCGUUCGAAGGGUUCGUCCAGGAGGCGCGGAGCACGAAGAUACUCUCCGCAACUGCCGCGAGCGGCAGGCAGCAGCUGGAGGCGGCGGAGGCCGCCGAUCUGAGGAAGAGCACUAGUUUAAUGGUGGACGUGGAGAUGCGCACCAAAUCCGGGGUCAAGAUCGGGAAUCUAAAAACCAAGAAGAUUGGGAUCAAAGUGCUGUGCGAGGGGAUCAACGCCGCCGUUUCAAGGGGGAAGGCGACUGCGGCGGCGGUGUCUACGGGCGGAGACUGCAAAGUAAAGCUCCGCAUCAAGAUUGGGAAAUGGAACAUCUAGGCGAAGACGAAGACUUGUACAACUUCAACAGGAUAGAAGGAUUUGUUGAUCUUUGGGAAAUUCGUUUUCCUGUUUUCUCGAUGAUUGUGCAAAUUUCAUUCGCUUAAAUUUUGUUAUA
Molecule: messenger RNA, 893 nt
Organism: Zingiber officinale
Lineage: Eukaryota; Viridiplantae; Streptophyta; Magnoliopsida; Zingiberales; Zingiberaceae
Product: NDR1/HIN1-like protein 3
Exons: 1
Coding region: 32-775 (247 amino acids)
Cellular component (GO): plasma membrane
Source: RefSeq, a predicted model, not a curated record